GGACGAGUUGCGGAAUACUUUCAGGAACCACACGCAACGUGAUGCAUCAAAAUCCGUGUCCCCUUGAUGCACAGGAGAGAAGGGAAGUGGCUGAGAUUUCUGGUGCUGGAGAUGUGACACAAGUCCUUGAAAGACAAUGGCGUAUUCCUACCCCACUUCGACGUAUGCUUCAAGGGCUUUCUGGUCUUUGCACUUAUGUCAAGUCUCCUUUUGUCACAAAGCCUCCGGCGCAACCGCGGCGAAAAAUUGAUGUCAGGACAUUGAAUCAAUGCCCAGAAGGAUAUCCUCGUCUUGCAGCAUUCUUGGAUGCUGAUGAAAACUUUAUGCUUUAUCGACGAUUUGGAUUUCUCCAAGCUCGAGUUCUCCUCUACAAGCAGGAUGAGCUUCGAGAGCUUGAACGGGAACUUGACAGAAUUGAUUGUAUUGACCAGCACUCCAAUGACAAAAGUGUCUUGAAAUCGCGAGAAAAAGACGACAAAGUAACUAAUACAAGAAAGAACAUGAUAGGUAAAAUUGAGACCAAACUCAAAGAAUAUUCCGAGAUGCUCCUCAUUUCUCGAGAUCUAGUCGCACUGAACAGGCCACCCCACAGAGAUUACACAAGCGUCAAGAGUUAUUUUGAUGAAGAAGCCCCGCUAUGUGAUGUUGAGAGUUACAUAUAUAGCAGGGAGGAUAUUGUAGCUCUCAAGCCAGGGCGCGAGAGUGCAUGGCUUGAUUCAUUUAUUGAGGGAUUGCUACAAAGAUUCGCUUGCAGAUUGAUCCGAUGCAUCUUUCGAACUUCAGAUCUUCAGAAGAAAACCAACCCAGAGGAAACAAACAUCAUUCUGUAUAGUCGCGAUCGUAUAGGGAUUGUAGUAUCCUUGAUAAUACUAGUAACCAUCCUUGCCCUACUCAUUACUCCAGUGUAUCUUCUGUGGCACUUCACAUCGGGCCCAGAAACGGCAUCCACCACAGCAGUCAUGAUUACAAUAUUCGGCUGCUUUACGCUAUUAUUCUCAUUGACGCUGUCCAAGUUCACAAGCGCAAAGCGUCAAGAGAUUCUAGCAGCAGCUGCAGCGUACUGCGCCGUACUCGUUGUCUUUGUGGGCAAUGUCAAGCAGAACAGAACUUCCUAGCAAGCAUUAUGUGUCUUGGGAGAGGUUACAUCGCAAGAUGAAGUGCAAGUUGACACAUGUAAUCUUUUACUUCUAAUCUGGGUAUCGUUCGACAUUCAUAUAUGCAAGCUGCAGCAUGGAUUACGUAUGGAGGAUUACGGAAACAAGUUCAAGACUUGUAGCAUGAGGGAAAGCAUUGAGCAAAUUUCUUUUCUGAUAGCUGGUUCUGGUAAUUAUCGUAGAUGGAAGAAGUAAGGCGAAUGAACGAGCUUCUCAAAAUCUUCCGAGAAAAGGACCUAGUAUCCACUUCUAUCUCAGGAAGAGGAAAUGAAGAGUUGACAAAGUCACAACAUUUGAGCCUUUUCAUGUUGCUGAUAUUGCUGGUAGUUGAGAAUUCUAGAGAGAGUGUGGUG
Molecule: messenger RNA, 1507 nt
Organism: Mollisia scopiformis
Lineage: Eukaryota; Fungi; Ascomycota; Leotiomycetes; Helotiales; Mollisiaceae
Exons: 7
Coding region: 42-1115 (357 amino acids)
Source: RefSeq, a predicted model, not a curated record